This is a messenger RNA of Vanrija pseudolonga, 3128 nucleotides long. RefSeq names its product Replication factor C subunit 1. The record is from RefSeq and is a predicted model, not a curated record. Gene Ontology annotation, biological process: DNA replication; DNA repair. Gene Ontology annotation, cellular component: DNA replication factor C complex; nucleus. NCBI's taxonomy places the organism in Eukaryota, Fungi, Basidiomycota, Tremellomycetes, Trichosporonales, Trichosporonaceae. The coding region runs from base 45 to 3023 and encodes 992 amino acids. Gene Ontology annotation, molecular function: DNA clamp loader activity; ATP hydrolysis activity; DNA binding. The transcript has 10 exons.
AUCUCCUUCGUCACUCAUACUCUCCCAAGUCACACCUUGGCACAAUGCCGACACCGGCAUCACCACGAAAGAGCCAGGAGAAGACUUCGUCGGCCAAGAAGUCGUCGCAGGGCAGCGGAGGAGGCGGCGGAGACAUUCGAGCCUUUUUCGGCAAUGCAGCUGCCAAGCCCAAGCCCAAGCCCCCAGCGGCAAAGGGCACUGGAGAUGAACCCAUUACGAUCGGUAGGUUGUCUGGUCCAGAAAAUGGCGUGUAUAACCUUCCAGACGAGAGCGACAGCGAUGGCGAGAUUGAGAUUAAGAAGAAGCCGCCCGCGACGACGAGCAAGCACUUUGCUUCAUCUUCGAGCCGCCCCGUAGCAGCUGAGUCGAGCACACCAACCUCCACACGCACUUCCCCGCGCAAAGCAGCCGCUCCGAACCCAUCCUCGGCGUCCAAGCGCAAGAUCCUCUCGUCUGACGACGAAAGUGACGAUGAGAUCCCCAUGCGCCCCGUCAAGCGCGCGGCACCAGCUCCCAAGGCGCCGGCCAAGGUCACGCCCAAGUCGACACCGGCAAAGGCGAAGGCACGCUUAGUCGACUCUGGUAGCGAGGAUGAGCCACCGGCGCGCAAGGGCAAGGCGAGGGCCCCUCCGACCGACGAGAGUGAGAGCGAAGAGGAGGAAGAGGUCAAGCCCAAGCCCAAGCCCCGAGCCAAGGCUACUCCGCCCGCGUCCAAGGCCGCCAGCUCGUCCAAGGCGACCAAGCCUGCUGCAAAGUCUGCCGCUGCCAAGGCCGAGGUGAAGGAUGAAGACGACGGCGAGGAGAAGAAGCCCAAGUUCAACUACUACCAACAUGCGGCAUCCCGUGCCGCCGGACCCAAGGCCCCAGGAUCCAAGGAUAUCCCUAUGGGCCAGCCUGGAUGCCUUGCAGGUCUGACAUUGGUGUUCACCGGCGAGCUCGAGUCACUAGGACGAGACGAGGCGAUCGAGUUGGCGAAGCGCUACUUUGCCAAGGUCACGGGAGCCCCAUCAGGCAAGACCUCCUAUGUCAUUCUUGGCGAAAACGCCGGCCCAGGCAAGCUCAAGACGAUCAAGGAGAAGAAAAUUCCUACAUUGACCGAGGACCAGUUCCUCGACAUGAUCCGAACGCGCAAGCCGGGCAAGAUGGACGACAAGACCAAGGCUGCCAUCGAGAAGGAGGAGAAGAAGGUCCUCGACCAGGCCAAGGAGCUUGAGCGCCGUGAGAAGGAGGAAGAGAAGUUGCAAAAGCGCAAGGAGGCCGCGCUAGAGGGCACAGGGCAGGCUGUCAAGAAAGUGGCGCCUCCCUCGGCGCAGCUCUGGGCCACCAAGUAUGCCCCAGCAAACAUCAAGGAGAUCUGUGGAAACAAGGGCCAGGUGGAGAAGCUCAACACCUGGCUCACGGACUGGCAGAAGAACUACAAGACGGGGUUCAAGCGCCCAGGCAAGGACGGUGGCGGCUUGUACCGUGCCGUUCUGAUCUCUGGUGGUCCUGGUAUCGGCAAGACGACUUCGGCGCACCUCGUCGCCAAGGCGGUCGGUUACAACCCCCUUGAACUCAACGCCAGUGACGCACGUAGCAAGAAGCUCAUUGAGAACUUUACCAACAUUGACAACACGUCGCUGGACGGCUUCUUCCAGGGCAAGGGUGCUGCGAGCACGACCGUGGCGAACGCCAAUGUCAACUCGCGAACCUGUCUCAUCAUGGACGAGGUCGACGGCAUGUCGUCUGGUGACCGUGGUGGUGUGGGCGCGCUGAACGCCUUGAUCAAGAAGACCAAGAUCCCCAUGAUCCUCAUCUGCAAUGACCGCAGUCUGCCUAAGAUGAAGCCGCUCUGGGGGACGACGUUCAACCUGCCGUUCAGGAAACCGACCACAAAUGAGAUCCGCUCGCGUAUCUUGUCCAUUCUCCACAAGGAGAAGCUCAAGAUCCCGAGCAACGUCGUGGACGAGCUCAUCGGCGGCGUCAACUCGGACAUUCGCCAGGUGCUCAACAUGCUGUCGACGUACAAGCUCAGCAAGUCGGAUAUGACAUUCGACGAGGGCAAGGAACUUCUCAAGCUCAAUGAGAAGAACACGAUCAUGACGCCGUUCACCAUCACCGACAAGAUCACCGGCCCUUACGCGUUCUCUCGCACAAACAGGCAGACUCUGAACGACAAGAUGGAGCUCUUCUUCCACGACAUCUCGUUUAUGCCCCUGUUCAUUCAGGAGCACUACAUCAAGACGAACCCUGCUGCGUUAACAAACCUCGACGGCCCAGAGAAGUCGAUGAAGAACCUCGAGCUCAUCAGCAAAGCGGCCGACUGGAUCUCUGAUGGCGACCUCGUCGACCGCAUGAUCCACGGCUCGGAGCAGCACUGGUCGCUGCUGCCACUGCACGCAGUGACAUCAAUGGUGGCGCCAUCAUCCUACAUCUACGGUACAGGACGAUCCCCAGCUGGUGGCGGAUGGGGCGGCCCUUCGUUCCCUCAGUGGCUUGGACAGAACUCGAAGCAGACCAAGCUCCAGCGCCAGCUGACGGACAUUCAAAUCAGAAUGCGUCUGAGAGUGUCUGGUGGCCGCGACGAGAUUCGCCAGCAGUACAUGCCGCUGCUGGCUAGCAAGAUUGUCACCCCGCUCAUGACCAAGGGUGCGGACGCGAUCGACGACACGAUUGCGACGAUGGACGAGUACUACCUGGGCAAGGACGACUGGGACGCAUUUGUCGAGCUCGGUGUCGACACGAUGAAGGAGGAGUUGAUCCUGAAGAAGAUUCCUACUGCGACCAAGUCGGCGUUCACGCGGUCGUACAAUAAGGGCGACCACCCGAUCGCGUUCCACAAGGGCGACAUGUUUGCUGCGUCCAAGAAGAAGAUUGCAAACGACGGCCCUGCGCCGGACAAUGACGAGGUGUUUGAGGAAGACGAGGCGCCGCCAGAGGAGGAGGACGACAACGCGGGGGCCGACGAGGAUGUCAACGACGUGGGCAAGGACAAGCUGAUCAAGGCUGUCAAGCCCAAGGCCAAGGGCAAGGCGAAGAAGUAGAGUAGGCGUUGUCGGUAGUGAGUGUGGAAGGGGUAUGCCGCCACGCUAGCCACAGAUGUACAUAUACCAUAUUGAGAUGCGAGUGCCACGGCUUGGCCGCCAUCC